This is a messenger RNA of Octopus sinensis (East Asian common octopus), 3203 nucleotides long. Its product is annotated as G patch domain-containing protein 1-like. The record is from RefSeq and is a predicted model, not a curated record. Gene Ontology annotation, cellular component: nucleus. Gene Ontology annotation, molecular function: RNA binding. Gene Ontology annotation, biological process: mRNA processing. Lineage: Eukaryota; Metazoa; Mollusca; Cephalopoda; Octopoda; Octopodidae.
AAUCCUUCCAAUUAGAUGUAUUCAGCGGCUGCUUCCAGACGAAUUUUCUGCCAAUUGAAGAUGCAGGUAGCAUUCACUGCUGACUGCGGCGUGUUUUUGUUGCUGUUCGAAAGCAUGGCGGACUCGGACGAAGAUACCGACUCAUAUGUGGUUUUGGGAGAAGCCAUUGGCACUGUAUUACCCGAUGAACCACUGAAACGUCCACUGUCUGUAAAUGAAUUACCUGUUAAAGAUAACCAAGGUCGGGUUCGAUUCCAUGGUGCAUUCACCGGAGGAUUUUCAGCUGGUUACUUCAACUCAGUUGGUUCCAAGGAAGGAUGGGCACCAACUACAUUUGUAUCCAGUCGACAGAAUCGAAACAAGAAGAUAGUUCUGACUGCAGAAGAUUUUAUGGAUGAUGAUGACUUUAGUGAACAUGGGAUUGCACCAAGAAAAAUUGUCACAUCAGACCAUUUCAAAUCAGAAGAGGGAGCCACCAAAAGAAAGAAUUUAGCUAAUUCACUUUUAAGCACCAACUCAUUCUUGCAUAAUGUUGAUGGUGCUUUGCUUGACUUCAUUGUUCCAGAAAAGAUAUCAAUUGGAGUGAAGCUACUGCGAAAGAUGGGCUGGAAAGAAGGACAAGGUGUUGGACCGAGACAAAGAAAACGCAGAAAGAAGGAGUUAAAAUCAAGUAAUAAGAAGUUGUAUGGUUGUGCUGCAGUUCCAUCUGAUUCAGAUUCUGAGAUUUCAGAUGACAACUCCUUACAGCAUGUGGAAUUUGCACCAAAGGAUAUGUGUCGAAUAUCAUUUCAUGUCAAAGACAAUCUCCAUGGCCUUGGUUAUAGUGGCAUCAAUAUCAAGGCAGCCCUUCCUUCUACACAUGUUUCGCUAUUUUCAGAGCCUUCCAAAUAUAACAAGAUUACUGGAAUCAAGAAAAACAAGAGAGGCAUCAAAGGAAUUGCUUUUGGAGUAGGUGCUAUGGAAGAAGAUGACGAAGAUAUUUAUGCAGCUGACAGUUUAUCUAAGUAUGAUCAGUCUAUUGGGUUUGCUGAUGAAGAAGAUAAUCUACAUGGAUGGACGGCACCAGGUAGAAACAAGCCAGGACCUGCUCCUCCAAAUAAUUAUGUUGGUAAGAUAUUGGAAGGUUUCACUCUGUCAUCAAAACCUUUAACUCUGAAAGUUGCUUAUCAACCACCACAAAUCCCUAAGGGCUACCGGCCAUAUCAUACAUUUGAAAAGCUACCUUUAGAUAUUCAACAACCAUCUGAAACACUGAAACCUCAAAACAGCAUACUGAAUGCUCUUAGUCGCAGUAUUAUCAUUGGCGAAACAAAAACUACAGGAAGUGUUUUUGAUCUAAUCAGUAAAAGUAGCUUAAAGAACUUACCAAAAUUUGACAGCAGUAAAAUGUCGGAGAGUGUUGAUGAGAAAACUAAAUGUUCUAAUGAUGAUAUAAUAAUAAUAAUGAUUAUAAUAAUCAAAGUGAGUCAGACACGCAAACGCCAUCUAGUAGUCACAGAGAAGAAACAGAGAAGAUUGAAAAGGAUUCCACUAUUGCUGCUGAAAGUUCACCUCAGACCAGUCAAGUUAGGAAUGAAACCAUUUAAAAUCCAGUCAUCUCAGCCAUUGCAAACAUCUUCUGCACUACAAUCAGAUUUCCAACCAUUCUUGCAAGACCCUUUAAAACAAGAACGAUACAACAAGUACUUACUGUUGUUGAAGCAUGGUAAAGUUGAUCCAUACAGCCUUGUCUGUGAUUCUAACAUGACAGAAUGGGAGCAUGAAAUUGAAAAAGAAGAAUUCUCGAAAGCAGCAAAACUAUUCAAACCUCUAGCUGCUGCUAUGGCAUCUCGGUUCACCAAAGCCAAGUUCCAGGAUGAUGCAGAUUCUGUAGAGCUUCCUGAAGAUGUCACUGCCAAAAAGAAAGAUUUGUCAAAUGCAGUAGAAAUGAAACUAUAUGGAAAAUUAACACGGGAAAUAUUUGAUUGGCACCCUGACAAGUUGUUGUGUCGACGGUUCAAUGUUCCUGACCCCCACCCAGGGUCUGGUAUUAUUGGUGUACCAAAAGCAAAACAUGACAAAUAUUCCAUUUUUGAUUUUCUUGCACCACCGCCGGUAACAGAAGAGAAAAACAGAUGUCAACAAGAUGAUCCUGUAAAGAGCAGUGACAACACGGCAAAGAAUACCAGUGAUAAAACAACAACUUCUGCACCUGAAAAACCUUCCAUUUUCAGUCACCUAAUGGCUGAAAAGCCAGCCUCUACACCUUCCAUCUCUGAUAGUCCCAACAAAGAACCAGUGAUAACAUCAACCCCUCAACCAACUGUUGAAGAGGGAGAGAGGCCACCUAUGGAUCUCUUUAAAGCUAUAUUUGCUGACUCAUCCUCAGACAGUGAAGAGGAGGAAGAAGAAGAGAAGCCUGAGAGAAAGAAGGAAGAGCACAAAGAAGAAGAAAAGAAGAAAAAGGAAGAAGUGAAUGAAAAUGAAAAAAAUAGGGCAAAAGAAACUGAGUCCAAAGAGAAAGAAUUGAAGCCAACAUUACCACCAGAAACUUUUCAAGCACCUAAUCUUGAAAGAAAAAAAGAAAAUGCUGAAAGCAUAAAAGAAAAGAUCUCACCAUCUCACAGUUCUAAAGACAGUGAUUCUACAGAAAAUGAGGCAGCCUCAGUUGAAGUUUAUGGCCCAGCUCUUCCACCAAAGUUUACAACAAAAUCUCCAAGUUCAUCUAAUAAGCAACUGGAUCCAUUGGACAAGAAACUUCUUGGGUUCCUGAAGAAAUCUUCAUCAAAAAAGCACAGACACAAAAGUAAGCACACAUCAAAGAAGUCAGAAAAGGAUAAGCAUCGGCAAAGAAAAGAUAAAAAACAGAAAAAGAAAAAGAAGAAAAAGAAAAAACACUCGUCAUCAAGGACAUAUGAUUCUUCCAGUUCUUCAUCAUCAUCCGCAGACUGAGUUUUCUCAAUCAAUCCAUUUCACCUGCUGUCAUACCAUAUUUAUAACAAGAUGCUGCUUUUCCUGUGAUGUUCACCUGAAUUCUGUUUUCUUUUUUUUAAUGAAACCUCCUGCAACGAAACAGUUCUCUUGAAGCUAGGUGCUUAUUUCAUGACAAACCCAUCUGCAGCAGAAGUAACUGUUGGCAACUGCAAUAUGAGCAUUUAGGAACAGAAUUCAUUGAUUGGAUGUUUUGUUUGUCAAUAUCCAAACAAUAAAUUGUAAAUAUCUCG